CUUAGCGAAUUUUUGAAAUCAAAUAAUUUUCCUCAUUGAAGUUUUUUUCCAAAAUGUUUUCAGUUUUCUGACAGAAGGCUAGUUUGAACAACUUUUGCAGUUUGUGUUUGUUUCUACACUAAGCCUUGCUGUUUCUUCCUGAAGCAGUAUUACUUGAAAUAAUACUGAUGUGUUGGAAAAGAUUACAAAAACGGUGCCACUCAGUUGCAGAUGUAGGAACGGCUUUAUUUCUCGUGUGUUGGAGCAUGUUUACGCGAGGAGUGUAAGAGCUGGAGCCCGGGCCCAAGCCGACUGGUUGGUCCCAGGGCGGAUGCCGUAACAUUGUGCCUGUGGUGGCUGCGCGGCGGCGGCAGCUUCUGCGAGCCCAGUUACCAUGGAAAAUGAGCUUCUGCAAACCGCCAGCAACUUCACCGACGUGCCCAAUUUCCGCUGCACUAUGUUCAAUUCCGACUCGGAGGAUUACAAAUGCGUCAUCAUCAUUGCAGUAAAGCGGGCCUCUGCCUCUUUCUCUCUCAUUGGGUGCUUCUUUAUGCUGCUUGUGAUAUGGUUAUUUCGGAAGUACAACUCUUUGGCCCAGAAAAUGAUCCUGAGUCUGACUUUGGCUGCAUUGUUUGACAGUAUUGCCUAUCUAAUGGGAGAAGUUAUCCCAGAUGGUGCUCUCUGCAACUUCCAAGCCUGGUGGCUUACCUAUUUUGACUGGUGUUCCCUGGCAUGGGUUUGUUGCAUUACGGCCAACCUGUAUUUCAACUUGGUGAAAGAAACCAGAACAGAACAUCUCGCAGCUGUGUAUUAUGUUGCUGCCUGGGGUGUGCCUUUCUUUCUAUCCUGUCUUCCACUCUUUGGAGAUUACUAUGGCCCCGCUGGAGCUUGGUGCUGGAUUACAGACGAACAUGUUGUCUGGAGAUUUGGCAUAUGGUACAUCCCCUUGUUUGUCCUCAUCUUUCUGAUGAUGUCCUGCUACCUUCACAUAUUUUAUAUAGCCAAAAAGAGGGUUUUAACCUGGUCUGGCCCAUAUGAUCCUGAAAAAGAAAGAAGCAAGAUCUUAUUAGCUCAAGAAAUCAAACCACUUAAGUGGUACCCAUCUGUAUACCUGGCAGUGUCCCUUUUUCCUCUCAUUAACAGGGUACACAAUGCAUUUGAUCCUAAUCAUCCUGUUUUUGUCCUGACGCUCCUGCAUGUUAUCACUGCUCCACUUCAUGGACUCGCCAAUGCAAUUGUGUUUGGAUUUGACAGAGAAACAUGGAGCCAGCUGAAUUUAACCUCUCUGCAGCUUGCUUUCCAGUCCCGAUUUUCUGAUACAACAUUGAUUAUGGAGUACCGGCCUGGGCCAGUGCGCUACGUGGCCCAUUUGGAAAGUGAUUCCUCAGACUCGUGUGACGAUGGCACAGGAGCAAUUUAUUCAUCCACCAUGACGUCUUGGGACAGGAGGCCCUGACAACAGAAACACCCUUCAACUGAAUAUGUGCACUGUUGGACUCCGAGACAAAGGAAGAGCCCCCUCUGUGACACUAGAGAUGAGCUGUCAACCUUCAUUAUUAAUUCUAGGCUCUUAAUAUUUAAUGUCAUAAAACUGGAACAGAAGCUUCAGAUUUACAGAGGAGGCACCGUGCUAAACACAAACACAUCAGUUAAAGAGAUUGUUCCUUUCAGCUGCCUCUGCUAGCUGUGCUUCAAACUAAAGAGAAAGAUAUACCAAUACAAAAAAAUGAAGACAAUUUGGAGUAAGUUGGUAAAAUAGAGUAAGCAUUUGCAACCGCUUUGUGAGGAGAUUGUGUUUAAAAUUUGUAUGUACAUGAAUUAAAUUUGAACCUUUUUCACACAGC
Leucoraja erinaceus (little skate) is the source of this 1823-nucleotide messenger RNA. RefSeq lists its product as uncharacterized. Gene Ontology annotation, cellular component: plasma membrane. The record is from RefSeq and is a predicted model, not a curated record. Gene Ontology annotation, molecular function: G protein-coupled receptor activity. Gene Ontology annotation, biological process: adenylate cyclase-activating G protein-coupled receptor signaling pathway; cell surface receptor signaling pathway. The coding region runs from base 374 to 1435 and encodes 353 amino acids. The transcript is spliced from 13 exons. NCBI's taxonomy places the organism in Eukaryota, Metazoa, Chordata, Chondrichthyes, Rajiformes, Rajidae.